Colletotrichum lupini is the source of this 504-nucleotide messenger RNA. RefSeq lists its product as uncharacterized. The coding region runs from base 1 to 504 and encodes 167 amino acids. Lineage: Eukaryota; Fungi; Ascomycota; Sordariomycetes; Glomerellales; Glomerellaceae. The transcript has a single exon. The record is from RefSeq and is a predicted model, not a curated record.
AUGCUCGCUUGCCCCAGGGCCUCGGAAACGCUCGCGGCUGGCCCCCCCUCCCUCGUCCAACUCGGCUCCGUUCCCGUGCCUGAGAGUUCGUGUAGAUCAGCCCGUUCAGGGCACUCGGUUCGGCUGGUUGGUUUCUCAUCCCCUCCGUUUCGGUUUGGCGCGCCGCUCAUCUCCCCACACUUGCUCCGUCCCUUCAUCUCACAGCUUCAACCACGUCCACAACAACCUCCGGGCCAUCCUAUUCGGGGGAAUCAUCAUCAAUCGUCGUUGUCUUUCUCGCGGAAAAUAUCCAUCGUACUCUUGAACAUCGUUUCAUCUUUCGUCUUUCCAUUCGUCGCUGGACUACUAAUCUCCGCCUCUUCUCGCGUCUCAUUGGUAUCGGGAUUUCAUCCUCUGCGCCUUUCUCCGUGCGUCAAAUGCUAUUGUACAGUUGUGUCAUUCCGUAAAAACGUCUGCUCGCUGUGUGUUGGAAUCGGAAAGCCCCCUCCCAGACGCCGGCCAUGA